Suillus clintonianus is the source of this 1005-nucleotide messenger RNA. RefSeq lists its product as uncharacterized. The coding region runs from base 1 to 1005 and encodes 334 amino acids. Gene Ontology annotation, molecular function: protein binding. Lineage: Eukaryota; Fungi; Basidiomycota; Agaricomycetes; Boletales; Suillaceae. The record is from RefSeq and is a predicted model, not a curated record. The transcript is spliced from 7 exons.
AUGCCCGGCAUCAUAGAAAGCCAAUCUAUCACACUUGAAUUUAUCGAUGGACAUAAUCUUCAAGUCCCUUCCAAACGCAUGCCCGCUGGUAUUUACAUAUCCAUCAAUGUCGAUUCGAGGAGACGCUGGAACUCAGCCAUUAGAGUCUUGUCAUCCGACAAAUCCGUAGCGUGGGGAGAUAGCGUGACCCCAUCAUCACACGAGUCACCUGCAUUAUUAAUGGAGAUUAGAGCGUCCUUUGAGCAAGAUCGAACGCUAGGCAAUGAUGAAUCAUUCGAACUAUCCUUCCCACCCGUUCAUGGUGUCAAUCCUUCGUUCAUGCUGAAGGCCACUGUUGUACACGCUUGCGAUAAUCAGGACGGUGCACUAUUUGACUCCCCUGUAGACUGCGAGAUUGCUCAAGACACAGAUGCGGGCCACGCACGAUAUGCCGAAUACAGGACCAGACAGACGGUCUCUCACCUGAACGAUGCUUUAGAGCAUUUUCAGUUGGUUCUGGACGGCUGUCCGGUCGACCAUCCUGACCACGCAGCGGCACUCACCAACCUCACCCGGGCCCGCCUUCAAGGCUACGUUCAAAACGAUCUCCAAGACAUUGAUACCACCACUUCCCUCCUCCACGAAGCCCUUGCAUUGCGUCCGCAGGGCCAUCCGGACCACAUAUUAUCUCUCUAUAAUAUCAUUACAUCAUUGAACUGGCGCUACAGCAAGGAGCCCGCUGCCGCCUAUCUUCACGAAUCCCUGCAGCUCAUCGGCGUAGACGUGAUCAGCGGACGCAACAACCCGACCAACGAUGCAUCUGACGAAGGCAUCCACCUUCAACGAGUCGUGCUCAAGCUCUGUCCUCCGGGCCAUCAACGCCGUCCCAUUGCCCUCACCACUCUUGUACUCGCACUCAAUGCACGCUUUAGAGAACGCGGGAGCAUUGCUGAUCUAGAAGAGAGCAUAGAGAUACUUUGGCGCUCGGAUUCUUUGUCAGGCUACAUGAACUGUCUCGUGUCAUGA